Iphiclides podalirius (scarce swallowtail) is the source of this 1161-nucleotide messenger RNA. The record is from the annotation of a GenBank genome assembly. NCBI's taxonomy places the organism in Eukaryota, Metazoa, Arthropoda, Insecta, Lepidoptera, Papilionidae.
AUGACGAGGGGCGCCUUGGGGAGUGCUGUCUCCUGGCCGGGAGCGGCUGUGGCCCUCUCAUCGCCGCUGGUCAACACCCUCGUGCAGCCUUCGACUAAGAGCUUUGCGUACUCAACGACACAAUACAUUAACGCACUGCCCGCAUCGUAUUCCUAUGGGAUACGUCCGCAGUUUGCGUACCCAACUCAAGUGACAGCUUUUACACCAUUACCUGGUCUACCGGCGUACUAUCCAGUAGCGAGCGCAUCAUAUUUUCCAUCAAGCAGCGUAGUCUACCCUCAAUUGUCGCCAGUUGCUCCAUUUCAACCUCAACCACCAGCACCAAGUCCACCAAGCGCUCCCAGUGCCCCAGCUUCUCCAGAACAAUCAGCCCCGCUACCCGAACAACCUAAUGGAGACGCGGACACUACAGUGAUCGAGUCCGCAGAUGUUAAGUCCCAACAGGGUCAACAAGAAGAAGCCAGAUCGGAGAAUCCUACUCAGUCACAAUCGACUGAUAGAAUUUCAUCAGAGAGUGAUCGAGCUCAACAGUCCAAUGAAGCAUUAAAUCCUCUAUAUCGGAACCCACAAGUCGCCCAAUUAGCUGCAUUCCCUUCAAUUCCUCAAUUUCCACAAGGAAGCCGACAGCUUCCACAGUUGCCACAAGGAAUCCCACAGUUCCCACAGUGGCCACAAGAAAGCCCGCAGUUUCCACAGUGGCCACAAGGCAGCCCACAAUUACCACAAUUUCCCCAACUGCCACAAUUCCCUCAACUGCCGCAGUUCCCCCCUUCGCAAGGCGGCGCGUCUCCGCCACAGGCGCCGCAACUACCGUCUUUACCCCAGUUCCCUCCUUCACAAGGUGCUCAAACACAGCCUCAGCUCCCACAAUUACCUUCGUUACCACAGUUUAACCCCUCUCAAGGCGGCUCAUCCUCACCCCAACUUCCUCAACUACCAUCAUUCCCCCAGUUCUCUCCUUCCCAAGAAGGCUCAACUUUUCAACAACUGCCACAAAUACCGUCAUUCCCUCCCUCCCAAGGGGGCUCGACGUCACAGCAACUGCCACAAAUACCCUCAUUCCCUCAGUUCCCUACCUCUCAGCUGCCAUCAAGUUUUCCAUCAGCAGAUAACUCAAACAAAGGUCUAAACGACGAAGAUACAAUUGCGGUGGAAUCCGCU